UAUAAAGGUUUGGAAUUCCUUGCCUGCUUCAUUUGAUUUAUCAUCAUAAUCAUCAAUAAAAAUGGAAGUUCUUUAUCCAUUUUUUUCAAAUUUACCACUAAUAUAAACAAACAGAUAGAUGUGGAGUUAUGUGGAGGGUGGGGGGGCGUUUUGUCAGCUGUCAAAUAAAAGUAGGGUUAAGUGACUCGCUCUAGUAUUUGGCGUCCUUUUUACCUAAAUUAAACAAACAAACCCGUUUUAAAGCGAUAAUUUAGUGCUAACCAUGUCGGGACACGAUAAAAUCCCCGAAGAAGAGGAGGACGGUGAGGAGCGCGAGCUGCUCAGACAACAGGCGGAGUAUUACAAGCAGAAAAGCGAGGGCAAAAUCACCCCCGCGGCCAAGUUUAUCGCCCCCGUGGGGUCCAAACAAGCGAAAAACGUGCCCCAAGCGAUCGUGGAGCCCCCAAAAGGGGCCAACAUUCAAGAACAGAUCGCGAACACUUUCGAGGCGAUUCCCACUGAUAUGAAGUUGCCAGAGAUCGUUGAAAGGCAUAGAGGGGAGCCUAAGAGUGUUGUCGAGUUAAAGUUUGCUAGCAAAGGGUUCCCGCAAGUGAAAAGGAGAGAUACCAACAUUAAGCCCACAAAGGGGAGCAUAUUCUCGCAACAAAACAAACCAAUAAAAACUGAACCCGAUGAUGAACCGAUGGACACCACUCCUCCAGUGAAAGAGGGUUCGGCAGAAGAUAAAGUGUCAUUUGCAUUAACUGACUCAGAUCGGGAGCAGAUUCAUGCUCAGAACUUACACGUUCUGAAUCAGAUGACCGAUGAGGAAAAACUGUCCGAGAGGGAGAAACUGCUGGGCAGCCUGGACCCUGCUCUGAUCCAGUUCCUGCGGGACCAAAGUGUGAUUAGGGCUAAAAAACUUGAGGAGGAGGAGGAAAUUGGUGUGAGGAACAGCAUUCAAGAGCAGAACGAGGCAGCUUCAGAGGAGGUCGAGGUGGCCAAUGAGUUACUCCAGGAAGCGGAUGCAGGCAACUGGUUGAACUUUGAUCAAGUGGAGGCGACCAAGUUGGCCUGGAUGAAGGACUUUAACCCCGAAACCGACCUGAAGAGUGAAAACUUCGAGGCUCGCUUCGAUUUCGAGGGCUACUUGUCCCCUUAUAAAGUGGAGAUAACCGACGCGAAUCGUCAUUUAUUUCAUCACGGGGAUGAACCGGAACGGCCGGGGUACAGUUUACGGGAGUUACUGGUGUUGGCGCGUUCCAGUCAGUUGCAGCAGCGCGUUUUCGGCUUGAACACGUUGGCGAACAUUUUAAAAGUGGAAAAAAGCGGAAUGUACGAUAACGUGCUCGACAUACCGUUCGAGCAAGUGUUUUUCGUGAUAAGGGUGUGUUUGGACGAGAACACCCCUUCGGUGGUGACCGCUUCCUUGAAAGCGAUGCGGAAUUUGAUUUAUUUCUUGUUGGACGAGGCGUGUGCGGACACCAUGAUGAGUUUCGGAAAAGUGGGGUUAUAUCAGCCUGUGUUGGGGGUCCAGGAGGAGUUUGACGAGCAGGAAUUGAACGAUCAGCAGUUGGCCGAGCGGGAUUUGGUGAGGUGUUUGGUGCGUACCGACUUCCUGGUUAGAGUCAAGUAUAUAGUGAACGCCAUAAGGCCUCCCCGGGAGGCGGUGACUUAUAUUCUAGACAUUCUGUCCAGGGUGGCGCGUGACAAACACGCGAUGCCAAAAAUAUUCGAGCAAGAAUAUCUGCUGGACAGUUUAGUGAGGCAUUUCCUACCGGAUGCGGUGAGGAACGAGUACGAGGCGCCGCUGCCUCAAAUGGUCAAGUUGCUUCGGAUUUUGGCCGCGCGGGAGCGCCACUUGGCCGAGGCAAUCGAGGACAGAUACCACGUGACCGACCUCCUAAUGUACUACUUAUAUCAGGACGAAUAUGGACAAACGGGCUUCGGAGUCCUCUUGUUGAUCGAAUCGAUGCGCUACUUAACCGUCCUAGUGCACCAAGGAUGUUACAGCAAAAUCAAUGUGGAAGUGUUAUAUAUAAUCAUGCGCUAUCACUUCGAUAAGACGGAUAAUUCGCUAAAUAGUCCGGUGAUGAGGCAGAGUCACGUGGCCGCCCUUUUUAACCUGCUCGCCGCCCUUGUGGAAAAGGGUCAGUUCGCCAUGGACUCCGUGGUCGAAAAUUGCUUCUACAAGUGGAUCACUCAGUUCAAGCAGUUCGACGCGUUCAAGUGUGGACACUCGCAAAUCCUCGCGUCGUUGCUCUGUUUCGCCGCCGCUUGUGAGAAACGGAAAAUCAGCACCGGGUUCGAUGCGCUGCUGCAGAGUCUGUUGCUGUCCAGGGGCUUCAAUGUGGCCGUGCACCGUGUCACGAAAUGUUUGAUGCUAUUAAACGAAGUGGAGUACCACAAGGGCAGCCCGAACCUGCCCUCUUUAGGUGCAACCACGAGCUGCAACACCGAGGACCACGUGAUUCCAGUCCUGAGGACCAGCAGCUGCAUCCCACUAUUGUACUGUUUCUCUCAUUACGCCUUGUACACGUCAUCCUUUCAGUUGAAGGCGGCCUUCUUGAUGCACCCGAAAGUCAUCGAGUACGUCUCCAAACUGGCACGUGCCCCGCGUUACUUCAACGUGGGCCACUGGUUCUCCCGCUGCGAGUCGCACUUGAUCCUCAACAUGUUACGGAUCAUCGUGGUGGUGCGGGGGGUCAUGGAGCCCGAGCUUAAGUUCUUCUACGCCCUCGCGUUUCGCGGCUUAUGUCUGUUCGGGGCGGAUCAACUCGAGGAUGUGCCCCCGGUGCUGAACAAAAUCGUUUUUUGCAGAGGAUUCUUCGAUAUUAAGGUGCUGUUCGCUAAGCAGCGUAUCGGGAACAAUAUCGAGUCGGUGGACGCGUUGGAUGCCGCCUGGAAGAACUUGAACGACAUUCGGGAGGUUUAUAAUGAGGUGUUGGGCUUUAAGGGGGAUCGUGUUUUCACUUGUCAACCCUUGUGCCUCUCGAUCUCCACGAAUGCCACCGGUGUCAUCCCGGUGGACUGGAUCUACACCCCGUUGGUGCGCCUCUACUCCGAGCAAGAAAAAGGGAACACCCCCAAGGACCACCGGACAGUCCUGAACUGUCUCCGCUGGAUUUUGAUGUGCGAAUCCUACUUUGCUCGACUGUCGGACUCUUUAAGUCCCACCGAGAAGUAUGUGAGGUUAUGUUGCGUCUUUCUCGGCAGCGACAGUCUGUUCCUGUACGAGGAAGUGCAGGAGGUCUUAGAGAAAAUAUUCAGGAAACUUAAGGAGCCGGAAAUGGACUUUGAGGAGGAGAUUUCCGGUUUACCGAACUUCAAGGACUUUUACAAUCAGCUGUUGCAACAGUACCAAGGGGUCAGUUAUGGGAACAAAGUGUUCGCCAACGCCCUCCUGUAUCCGUUGGUGAAACGGCACGACGUGCAGUUCCGGAAACGGUUGUGGUCCGAUUUCCUGGGCGUGGUCGAGACCUGUACCUUGAAGGCUGAGGAAGUGUGGUUCAAUGCGAGUAACUUAAUCGAACCGCCGGACACCGACGGGUCCCUCCGUAGGGCCUACAGGGCGGCCCUCAACAGUGGAACAGUCAAACGCAACACUGUGAUGCACGCGAUCGCCGUUGCCAGUGCCGCGGAAUGUCGUUGAAACUGUGAUAAAUGUAGUCGAAGUUCAAUUGUAUUUUUUUUUUGUUUUAAUAAAUAAUGAUUUUUUUAUAA
Anthonomus grandis grandis is the source of this 3702-nucleotide messenger RNA. RefSeq names its product RNA polymerase II-associated protein 1. The transcript is spliced from 9 exons. Lineage: Eukaryota; Metazoa; Arthropoda; Insecta; Coleoptera; Curculionidae. Gene Ontology annotation, biological process: transcription by RNA polymerase II. Bases 263 to 3631 code for a protein of 1122 amino acids. The record is from RefSeq and is a predicted model, not a curated record. Gene Ontology annotation, cellular component: nucleus.